CAUGUCAAGUGCGCUAGGGGGGUGAUAUAUCCUCCAAACAAGCAGCAUGCAGCCCUGAGGUUUCCAACUCUCUCCCGACAUCCACCGCUUGUUUCUCUGCUCUCUUUUGAUUCAAUUUUGUGACUAUUUUGAAGUGAAAAUCAACUUUUUCUUUUGAGGACAACAUGGCACUACGGCAGCAUUCUGACAAGGAGCCGAGCAUUGAGUUAUUUGUUAAGGCCGGCCAUGAUGGCGAGAACGUGGGCAACUGUCCUUUCUGCCAGAGGCUCUUCAUGGUACUGUGGCUGAAAGGAGUCAAGUUCACUGUGACCACUGUUGAUAUGAGGAAGAAGCCCGCUGAGCUGAAGGAUCUAGCACCUGGUACCAACCCGCCUUUCCUGCUCUAUAACGGCACCCUCAAAACAGAUUUCAUCAAAAUUGAGGAGUUUCUCGAGCAAACUCUGGCACCUCCAAGUUAUCCUCACCUCAGCCCACUAAACAAAGAGUCUUUCAACGUGGGUGCUGACAUUUUUGCAAAGUUCUCCGCCUUCAUCAAGAACACUCCAAAUAAUGCCUUUCAGGAGAAAAACCUGCUGCGUGAGUUCAAGCGUCUGGACGAUUACCUGAACUCUCCCCUGCCCGAGGAGAUCGACCACAACUCAAGGGAAGCGGUCGACGUCUCCAAGAGGAAGUUUCUCGACGGGGACCGCCUCACCUUAGCGGACUGCAACCUUCUCCCCAAACUGCAUGUCAUCCGGGUGGCGUCCAAGAAGUACUGCAACUUUGAGAUCCCAGCCCAGUUCACAGGAGUUUGGCGAUACCUGCACAAUGCUUACGAGCGAGAGGAGUUCAAACAGACGUGUCCGGCCGAAAUCGAGAUCGAGAAAGCUUACUUCGGAGUUGCCGAUAAGAGGAAAUAAAAUGUUCACUCCAUGUCUGUAGAGGGUGCUACGUUGUGCCAAAGACAUUAUACUGCCAUUUCAAUCAUCUUAAAACUGGGAUGGGGAAUGUUUUUGUUGUUAUUUUUGAGGAUUUUUUAAACCAUUCCUCUUGGAUUUGUUUCUUUUUUUUUUUUUAGAAAUGUCAUAUUCCAACUGCUGCCUUAAAUACUCAAGUCUCAGAACACACUUUUUUUAAAAGUAGCUUUUGACUGUUUUAGUCACGGAUGAGGCCCACUGUGCAAUUGACUGUUAAUUUAAUUGACCAGAUUUUUGUUUAUAGUGUACAUACAUACAGUAUAUUUUCUAAGAUUGUUAGCAAGUAGCAGCAGAACCCUUCAAUACUGUUCCUUUUUUACGUAAAAAAAAAAAAUAAUAAUAAUAAUAAUUCUUGUGUAUCUUAUUCUGUACUAACACAGAUGAUGUGAUGGAAAUGUGCUGUUUUGAUACUAAUAAACAAAUCAACUGUGUCUGUUGUCUUGAAUCUA
This is a messenger RNA of Corythoichthys intestinalis (scribbled pipefish), 1405 nucleotides long. It is a transcript of the gene clic2, whose product is annotated as chloride intracellular channel 2. Bases 165 to 899 code for a protein of 244 amino acids. The transcript has 6 exons. Lineage: Eukaryota; Metazoa; Chordata; Actinopteri; Syngnathiformes; Syngnathidae. Gene Ontology annotation, molecular function: chloride channel activity. The record is from RefSeq and is a predicted model, not a curated record. Gene Ontology annotation, biological process: negative regulation of ryanodine-sensitive calcium-release channel activity; chloride transmembrane transport.